This is a messenger RNA of Dreissena polymorpha, 723 nucleotides long. RefSeq names its product histone H2A.V. The record is from RefSeq and is a predicted model, not a curated record. Gene Ontology annotation, molecular function: protein heterodimerization activity; structural constituent of chromatin; DNA binding. The transcript has 5 exons. Lineage: Eukaryota; Metazoa; Mollusca; Bivalvia; Myida; Dreissenidae. Bases 124 to 507 code for a protein of 127 amino acids. Gene Ontology annotation, cellular component: nucleosome.
UGAUUGGCCGAAACAUAUCACGUGACUAACACUGACUGGGAGAUAUUUUUGGCGCUCGAUAAUUUAUGCACAGUGUGUGCGUCAGUUUUUGUGCAGUGUGGAAGACAACUAUCGUUUGAAAUCAUGCCUGGUGGUAAAGCUGGAAAAGAUUCUGGAAAGGCCAAGGCCAAAGCAGUGUCAAGGUCUGCGCGCGCUGGACUACAGUUCCCGGUGGGUCGUAUUCACAGGCAUCUGAAGAACAGGACAACAAGCCAUGGACGUGUGGGAGCUACUGCAGCAGUUUACAGUGCAGCCAUUCUGGAAUACCUGACCGCUGAGGUGCUUGAGUUGGCUGGCAAUGCCAGUAAGGAUCUCAAAGUGAAGAGAAUCACCCCUCGUCACUUGCAGCUGGCUAUUCGUGGAGACGAAGAGUUGGACUCCCUCAUCAAGGCCACCAUAGCUGGUGGUGGUGUCAUUCCUCAUAUCCACAAAUCCCUCAUUGGCAAGAAGGGAACUCAGAAGCCAUAGGACAGCAACCUUCAUUAGCACCAUUGUGUGUGUUGAGCAAGUGGACAUCUAUCAAGUGUUCUCAUAUCGUGAAACUGUAUCGUCUUAUAUCUCCAUAAACUUUCAUUCAUUGUUCAUCAGCAAAAUUUUUAAUCUUGUGUUCUUGUCCAAACUAACAUUUUUAAAAUCAUCGUUCAUUCUCAUGUUUUUAUCUUGAAUAAAAUUUGGUUGUAAAAA